Messenger RNA from Knipowitschia caucasica, 771 nucleotides. The record is from the annotation of a GenBank genome assembly. NCBI's taxonomy places the organism in Eukaryota, Metazoa, Chordata, Actinopteri, Gobiiformes, Gobiidae.
AUGCUGAGGUCAUGUCUCAGGACUGGGGGCGUCGGGGAAUCGGCCUCAUACCAGCCUGGAGACUCCAUCAGGUACCGGUCCCGCUGGCUCCAAGAGGUAGACCAGGACCAGCACCAGGAUGAGAACCAGGACCAGGACCCGCACCAAGUGGUUCUGAUUGGGGACCACGACGUCGGAAAGACCAGUCUGGCCUCAGUGUUUGCCGGGACCACAGACCAAGACCAGAGUCCAGAGGCGAGGGUUGAGAGGACGCUGACCGUGGAUGGAGAGGACACCACUCUGACCGUGAUGGACAUGUGGGACCCCUUCAACGCGGAGGCCUGUCUAAGUACCGGGACUGUGUUUGUCGUGGUUUACUCUGUCACUGAUCGCCGUAGUUUCGAGGCAGCAGCGGAGCUCAGGAUCACUGUGCGGAGAGCGAGACAGAGCGAGCGAGUCCCGGUCAUCCUGGUGGGGAACAAGAGCGACCUCGUGAGGGCGAGAGAGGUCACUACACACGAGGGCCGGGCCUGUGCUGUGGUCUUCGAUUGUAAGUUCCUGGAGACAUCAGCAUCUCUUCACCACAACGUCCUGGAGCUGUUCGAGGGUGUAGUCCGGCAGAUCCGGCUUCACCGUGGCAACGAUGCUAACCUGCUAACACUAAUGCCACGUUAUGCUAACCGCCGCAAAGAGAGCCUAACCAAGAAGGCACGGAGACUUCUGGACCGAGUCAUGUCCCGGAACCAGACCAGGGAACGAUCCAAGUCUUGCCAUGACCUUGCUGUGUUGUGA